GCGGCGGGGGCGGCGGGCCUCUAGGCGGAGCGCUCUCCGGGACCGGGGCUCCCUGCUCCGUGCUGGUGCCCGGAGCAGCUGGGUGUGUGUUCCCCGCCGCGUCCCGGGCGCCCGGACCCCCGGGAGCCUGGAGCGUGCGUCCACCUUCUCCGAGGCCCCGCCGUCCGCUGGAGGCCGCGGGUCCGCAUCUCUCCACCCCCGGCGCUCGGUGGCGAUCUGGUGCGGGACAGCCCCGCGCGUGCUGACCCCGCUUCACCCCUCCCGGGUCCCCGGCUCAGGUCGCCGUCCGCCCCGGGUCUGGCCUGGCUUAGGCGGCGGCCCUGGAGGGAGGGGGCAGCCCGAGCUAGCCUCGCCUCAUCCCGGAGCAUCGCCACGAAUGGCUUCUCCUUAAGCAGAGAGCAAGCAGCCCAGGGAGGAUGGUGACCCUCUGGCGUUUGUCCGUCCGGGUCUGCUUGUCACACUUGAGGUGCUUUGAGCUCAGGAAGGAACGUAGCCUUUCCGGACCCCUGAGAUGCUCUCGCAGUGCCAGACUGUGUUGGGUUCUGCUGGGUACUUUGCCCAAAUUCGUCUCAGCCCGUGGGGAUGUUGGAGAGGGGCCGACGCCUGGCAGCUCGUGCCGGCCAAAGGCCCACCCGAGUGACCUGGCUGAAAACGGACUGGUGGAAGUGGCCCAGGCGGGGCCUCUGGGCCGAGUGUUGCUGGGUCUCCGCCUAGGGCUCCGCGCUGGCGUUCUCUUGGCUAAAUUCUUCCCCCUGCUCAUCUUAUACCCGCUCACCUACCUGGCUCCUGGCCUCUCCACCCUCUGGUUCCGCCUACUUUUGAAAGCCACAGAAACCUCAGGCCCAACAUACAUCAAGUUGGGUCAGUGGGCCAGCACCCGGCGCGAUCUCUUUUCAGAGGCUUUCUGUGCCCAGUUCUCCAAACUGCAUGUCCAGGUGACCCCCCACCCUUGGGCCCACACGGAAUGCUUACUCCAGCAGGCGUUUGGGGAGGGUUGGGGCAGCUUCCUCUUUUUUGAUACCCAGGAACCCGUGGGCUCAGGUUGUGUGGCCCAAGUGUACAAGGCAUUCGCCAGCACUGCCCUGCUGGAGAGGGACAGAGCCCGGAGACUUGGGGGACCCUGUGUCCCACAGCUGUCCCCAGGAACCCCGGCAGUCGGGAUGCAGAGGGAGCCCUUUUCGGAGUGGAAGCCUUUGGAAAACCUUGCUGACGAAGCAUUUCUAGAAAAGCUGCUUCUCCCUAACGCUGACCUUGCUCCGUCACAAGUGGGCACAUUUCAGGUUCCCGGCCACCUACCUAAGUCAGAUCACCUCAUCGCAGUGGCAGUGAAAGUGUUACACCCUGGCCUGCUCACUCAGGUGUACAUGGAUUUACUGCUGAUGAAGAUUGGCAGCCAAGCCCUGGGGCUUUUACCAGGCGUCAAAUGGCUUAGCUUGCCCGAGAUUGUGAAAGAGUUUGAGAAGCUCAUGAUCCAACAGAUAGACCUGCGUUAUGAAGCUCGGAAUCUGGAACACUUUCAGCACAACUUCGAGAACAUCACGUCUGUGAGAUUCCCCACCCCGCUGCACCCCCUGGUCGCUCGGGACAUACUGGUGGAAACAUAUGAAGAGAGCGUCCCGGUAUCCAGCUACCAGCAGGCAGGAAUUCCUGCAGACCUGAAGAGGAAGAUUGCACAUCUGGGGAUCAACAUGCUUUUGAAGAUGAUAUUCGUGGAUAACUUUGUGCACGGAGACCUUCACCCUGGGAACAUCCUGGUCCAAGGUGCUGACGGAUCGUCCCCAGGCCUGGAGAUUGAGCAGCAGCAGCAGCAGCAGCAGGUGAACGUCAGUGACGCACUGGUGGCCUCCGUGGUGCCUGCCCUGUGCCCGCUGCGCCUGGUGCUGUUGGAUGCUGGCAUUGUGGCAGAGUUGCAGGCUUCAGACCUGAGGAAUUUCCGGGCAGUGUUCCUGGCUGUAGCGCUGGGGCAGGGCCACAAAGUGGCUGAGCUCAUCCUGCAUCAUGCCCGGGCCAACGAGUGCACGGAUGUGGAAAGGUUCAAGGCUGAGAUGGCUACGUUGGUGACCCAAGCCAGGAAGAACACCCUCACCCUGGAAAAGCUUCACGUUUCCAGCCUCCUCUCCAGUGUUUUUAAGCUACUGAUGAUCCACAAGGUGAAGCUUGAGAGCAACUUUGCCUCCAUUGUGUUCGCCAUCAUGGUGCUGGAGGGGCUCGGCCGCUCGCUGGACCCCACGCUGGACGUCCUGGAGGCAGCAAAGCCCUUUCUUCUCAGAGGAGGGGGGUCCCUGUGACUGUGGCGGGGGACACACAGUGAAGGCAGGCCCCGGCGUCUGCCCUUUGGCAGCGGAGACAUCUAAAAUUGGCAUGUGUGGCAGAAGCACCAGUAAUUACCCGGUGACCUGCAGGACCUGUUGAAAAAACUUUGGGUUAGGGUAUAAAGCGAGGGAGGCUGAAGCUGGUGCCAGAGAAGCCAUUUCAGGAAAAACACCCUGCAGAAGAAGACAAAAUACAUUGACUUAUUUUGUU
This is a messenger RNA of Mesocricetus auratus (golden hamster), 2523 nucleotides long. RefSeq names its product aarF domain containing kinase 2 (gene Adck2). Bases 417 to 2288 code for a protein of 623 amino acids. The record is from RefSeq and is a predicted model, not a curated record. Gene Ontology annotation, cellular component: mitochondrion. The transcript has 8 exons. NCBI's taxonomy places the organism in Eukaryota, Metazoa, Chordata, Mammalia, Rodentia, Cricetidae.